GAUGUGGUAUGUUUUGUUGUAAUCAAAGGCAACACCAGAAAGAUCGGACUUGCGAAAGACAGUAAAAAAAAAUCUGUUUUCCUGUGACAAUACACUACCAACAGCAAAACAUAACGAUUUUUUUUCCUGGGGAAAAUGGGGAGCCAAACAGAGCAAGAUCAAGAAGCAACUACUGUGCUUCAUUUAAAUGAAUGUACAACAAACGUUUCAACUGCAGGUGAAAACAUAUACAACAGCCUGAAGUGCUACAUGGUGCUGACCGACACAGAGAAGAAAGCUAUUGGCUCAAUCUGCUUCCUGGCUGGCCCUGUGACUUUCCUGGAGAACAUUCUGGUGCUGGGGGUCAUAGCCAGCUCUGCCACCCUGCGCAGACGCCCAUCAUACCUGUUCAUCAGCAGCCUGGCACUGGCUGACACAUUUGCCAGCUGUUUCUUCACCGCCUGUUUUCUAGACUUCCAUCUUUAUAGUAAAAGUGAUAGCUCUAAUAUAUAUCUCUUCAAGCUGGGUGGUGUCACAAUGGCAUUCACAGGCUCUGUAGGAAGCUUGUUGCUGACAGCGCUAGACCGCUAUCUCUGCAUCUACCAAGCUUCUAAUUACAAGGUGCUACUAACAUGCACUAGAGCCAAGCUGGCUAUUGUUUUACUAUGGUGUACAACCAUUCUAAUCUCCUUUCUCCCUCUAAUGGGUUGGAGGUGCACAACCUUGUUUGAUCCUCCUUGCUCCCAUCUUUUCCCCUAUGUGGAUCAUCACUACCAGGCAUUCUGGACGGGCCUGCAACUUGUGGUGCUCUUCCUCAUCACUGUUGCUUAUGUCCUCAUUCUGUGGAAGGCACACCAGCAUGAAGCAGUAAUGGGUGGACCAAAAAUGGGGAGGCAGAGUCUUAGAGGACAAGCACGAAUGCGCAUGGACAUCCAGCUUGCACGCACCUUCAGUCUGAUCCUCCUGAUCCUUGCAGUGUGUUGGCUGCCAGUCCUUUCCUUUAUGAUGGCAGAUGUCUCUGUGAACCUUAAAAUACAACAACAGAGAAUGUUUGCUUUCUGUAGCACACUCUGCCUGGUGAACUCAUGUGUAAACCCACUCCUGUACGCCCUGCGUUGCCGAGAGCUGAGGGGAGAACUUUUAGCAUUGCUGGAAUGUUUCAAAGGAGGGAGGGAUCGUACUUUGGGAAAAACUCCUGUCAUUCAGCAAGGAGAUGAAAAUGGUCACAAGGAUCAUACACUUGGAGACAGUAGCCAAGAAACUAUUUCUGAGAGGGUAGACAGGCAGCUAAAAGUGUAUAAUUUACAUUAAGUGAUGUGUGUUGUUCAUAAUUUUCAUAUUAAUCAUUUGUCAACUUGUUUUAUUCACCUUUGCUGAAUAGUGCGCAUACAUAAGUCCACAAAAUGUAGAUCUUCAGCAUAAUGUUAUCAUGCGUUGUGUGAUAUCAUGGCUAUGAUAUGACAAUUAUGCUUUACUUUUGAUGGUAAGCUUCCAAAUUGAAGUUGUUGUUUUGCUUUAAGAAUUUUUAGGACAUCAAAUAACAAUGGCAUUCUAAUAAGAACAAAAACACAAGCAAUAUGAGCUGCUGAUCAGGAUUAAAAGUUUGUGAGGCAAUAAUGUUUCCCAUUACCUAACUUGCAUAAACAAUUUCCACAAUGAUAAAUCAUUCUACUCAAUUUGAUCAAGACAAAAAAGAAAAAAAGGAAAAAAAAUGUAUGAGGAUGAUUGAGAGCAUGGUUUCAAGGUCUCUGGUCAAGGCUCAUCUAUAUAUAAAAAUAACCAGCCACAGAAGUUGAGAAUUAACUUUGGAACGAGAGGUUUUUUUUUUGCAUCACUUUGAAUGUCAGAGGCAGGUUAUACACAUUUCCUCCAGGAUGUAGUUUUAAAUUAAUUUGAGUCUGGUAUCAGCUCAAAUUGAGUUAAAUAUUUAGACAAUCAACCAGUAAUAACCCUAUAACGCAAAGAAUAAUGAAAGCUGGGCCCUGGAAACAGUCACAACACAAGGCUGAUAUAGACUGAUGGGUAAGUGGCUUUAUCUAAAUGUCUAAAGGUGAACCUGAAAGCCAUACAGUGUUUUGCUUUAAAAAAUAAAAUAGUUUGUUAGGAUGCCAUGCAAGAAGCAGAAGUGUGAGCGACAAGCUCUGUGCACUUUGCAAAAUUUUUAAUUAUUCUCAUGUUAUAAUUUGGUGAAAUCCGAUACACCCAGUUACACAUUUGCUCUUUGAGGUGAAACAUGGCAAAGAAGUCAAAAUGGGCUCUGGACAUAUUAAAAGACACAUAAGUGUUCAGGUUGAAAGCCCUGACAGGCCUACAGACAAGGGACUCGGCAUGGUGGGAGAGGAGAUCCAGCGUCAACUGUCCAACAUUCCCAGAUCUCAAUUUUAUAAGUAUUUACAGCUGUGCCACCUACUCUGCACUGCUUUUGGGAGUGGCACGCACCUCUCUAGUACGGCAGAUACUCUGGGAGUGGGGAUUGCUGCUUUUGGGAAGGGUCAUGAUGCAUCAGUGUAUUACACCCUGAUAAUCCAGAGUCUGUGGGAUAGAGCUUUAAAUUCUCUCAAAAUAUUAUGGGAGGAAGAUUUAAAUUUGUCUUUUGAGGAGGGAGUGUGGGCUAGGAUUCUUAAAAAUGUCAGAGAUGCUAGGAUGCACCUUAUGCAAUUUAAGAUUUUACAUAGAUUUUAUUGAACCCCUUCUAAAUUGUAUAGGCUUGGUCUUAAGGACACACCCACCUGGUGGCAAUGCCAUUCAGAAGAUGGAGACAUACACAAGUAUUUUGGGGAUGUCGUAAGAUUCAAGAAUUUUGGUUGAAGGUGAAAAGUAUUGUAUGUGAGGUGUUGAACACUCAAAUCUCGUUCUGCCCCAGACUCUGUAUUUUGGGAGAUGGGGAGGUCAUAAAUUUGGAGGAUAAGUACAUAAAAAAUUGGGGUUUGACCAGUGUGAUGAUUGGUAGGGAGGUUAUUUUAAGGGGAUGGAUGUCAGAUGGAGCACCCUCGUUCUCAGAGUGGUGU
Xyrauchen texanus (razorback sucker) is the source of this 2987-nucleotide messenger RNA. Its product is annotated as cannabinoid receptor 2-like. Bases 136 to 1290 code for a protein of 384 amino acids. The transcript has 3 exons. Lineage: Eukaryota; Metazoa; Chordata; Actinopteri; Cypriniformes; Catostomidae. The record is from RefSeq and is a predicted model, not a curated record. Gene Ontology annotation, biological process: cannabinoid signaling pathway. Gene Ontology annotation, molecular function: cannabinoid receptor activity. Gene Ontology annotation, cellular component: membrane.